AUGACGACCCUCGUGCAGACUCGCCAGCCGCUGCAAGUACUGAGCAUGAGCAAUCAGCCCAAGCGGCGCCGAAGCGAGCGCCUCGCUGGUGCGUCCACCUCAUCCCAUUCAACGACCGCGGGGCUGUUAUCAUACGAUGAGCAGGAUGGCGACUUCCACUUCACACGAGGGUCGAAGCGGAUGAAGACUGCGCAACCGGAGCCGAUAUCAGAAGAUGAUCCGGCACCCGCGCCUGCUCCAGUGCCGAAGAAGAGCAGCAAGGCGAAAACAAAACAGAGCAAAGUCCGCGAAGCAUCAGUAGAAGUGCCUCCAGUGCCACCCGCGCCGCCCAAACGGACUUCCAAACGGAAAUCGAGCCAGGCAAUACAGUCGGAUGAAGCACCACCGCCAGUGCCAGCAGCGGCGCCGCAACGCACCACGCGUCGGAGCACGCGCUCUUCGAUGGAAAAGGCGGGAAAGGAGCAGCGAAAAGCUGCGAAUGGCGCAUCAAGAUCAAGAAAGGAGGGCACACCCAAAGGGCCCUCCCCUGACCAAGCAGGCCAAGCGACACCUCCACCAAUGUACGUAGACCAGACCGAGACCGUGGCAGACGAUGCAAGCAACUCCAAGAAGAUUGCGUUGCCCUUCAGCGACACACCCAUCAUCAACCGCAACAAGGAGAUGCGGCGCAAGACGGGCGGCAGACGGAGUAGUCUGGGUAUGCGCGGACGAAGGGCAAGCUCGCUGAUCGACAAUGGGCAUAGUGCCAUUCCGCACCGCGAAGUCGAUUCGAGCGAAUUCUACAAACAUAUCGAGGCCGAGGGACCGAGCGAACCGCGACGAAUGAAACAGCUACUGACCUGGUGUGGUGAGCGUGCCUUGAGUGAGAAGCCGCCGCUGGGGAGCCUGAAUUCUAAUGCCGUUCUUGGUGCCCGAGCGAUUCAAGAUCAGUUACUCAAGGACUUUCAAUCAAAAUCUGAAUUCUCAGAUUGGUUUUCGCGAGAAGAUGUCCCCCGCCCACCAGCCAUCGAAAAGCCAAAUCCGAGAAAUAUGGAACACGAGGCAAGAAUAGCAGAGUUGGAGGACAGGAUAAAACGGUUAAAAGUCGAAAAGAAGGCUUGGCUAUCCCUUAAACAACCGCCUCCUGAACUGCCGCCUCUCUUCGCAGUAUCAGAAAAGUCCUUACAAAACCAGAAGUUACCAGACCCGUCACUCCUCGAUUCAGAAGAGGCUCAAAUGCUAGCUUCGCUCACAGCGCCGACUACCAGCUUUUCUAGUCUCAGAUUGCAGACACAAUCGCGAAUGCAGGCACUCCAGGGAUCAUUGGAGUUUAAAGUGGAUCAUCUGGCAGACAGCGUGCAUAAGCUGGAGCAACGUGUUAAUACCGCAAAUAAGGAAGCCGACAGGGUGCUGGAAUCGAGCGCAGCGCGAUUAAGAGAGCGCGAGGAGAGGGAGAAGAAGGCGGCGGGCACCAAGGAUAUGCCCGUCAUGGAGGUGUUGAGGAGUUUAGGCAGGAUACUGCCAGAAGGCGGUGGAUGA
Molecule: messenger RNA, 1518 nt
Organism: Pseudomassariella vexata
Lineage: Eukaryota; Fungi; Ascomycota; Sordariomycetes; Amphisphaeriales; Pseudomassariaceae
Product: Mis12-Mtw1 protein family-domain-containing protein
Exons: 4
Coding region: 1-1518 (505 amino acids)
Biological process (GO): cell division; mitotic sister chromatid segregation
Cellular component (GO): MIS12/MIND type complex
Source: RefSeq, a predicted model, not a curated record